Messenger RNA from Hyalella azteca, 339 nucleotides. Its product is annotated as PE-PGRS family protein PE_PGRS18-like. The record is from RefSeq and is a predicted model, not a curated record. The coding region runs from base 1 to 339 and encodes 112 amino acids. Lineage: Eukaryota; Metazoa; Arthropoda; Malacostraca; Amphipoda; Hyalellidae. The transcript has 2 exons.
AUGCGGUGCCCCGACACUACGAGACUGUCAAUAUCGGAGGCUCUCAUCAUCAUGGAGGAGGCUCCUGCUAUCAAUUUGCAGACCACCGGAUUCGUCAGGUGGGACCCCAACGGGUCCCUUCUGCAGUCGGAUGGGACCCGCCAGGGCCUUAGCUAUCGCCAGUCGUAUAGGAUCGGGUACUGGUGGUACUGGUGGUACUGGUGCGGUACUGGUGGUACUGGUGGUACGGGAGGUACUGGUGGUACUGGUGGUACUGGUGGUACUGGUGGUACUGGUGGUACUGGUGGUACUGGUGGUACUGGUGUGGUACUGGUGGUAAAAAUGGAAGACGCUGCUUGA